Messenger RNA from Anthonomus grandis grandis, 729 nucleotides. RefSeq names its product protein archease-like. Gene Ontology annotation, biological process: tRNA splicing, via endonucleolytic cleavage and ligation. The record is from RefSeq and is a predicted model, not a curated record. The transcript has 3 exons. Lineage: Eukaryota; Metazoa; Arthropoda; Insecta; Coleoptera; Curculionidae. Bases 169 to 639 code for a protein of 156 amino acids. Gene Ontology annotation, cellular component: tRNA-splicing ligase complex.
CGUCAAUAUCAACUGACAAUAAUAAUAACAUAACCUAUUAAUUUUUAUGAAAAAAAGCACUAAACACUUAAAAAAUCAUAUGUUUCCAUUAAAAACUCCUUUAAAAGUGACAAUUUUAAGUACUACUUAAUUUUUUAUUAACCUCAGACAUUUUUAUUACCUAUAAAAAUGACCGAAUUCACUCCAGAAGAGCUAGAACUAGCCCCGGUGAAAUAUGAAUAUCUAGACCAUACUGCUGACGUUCAACUUCACUCUUGGGGCGACACCUUAAAAGAGGCAUUCGAACAAUGCGGCCAAGCGAUGUUUUCCUACAUGACCGAAAUCCAAUCGGUAGAAAUCAAGCAAUGUCACGAAAUAGAGGCUGAGGGCACCGACUUAGAAAACCUCUUGUAUCACUUCCUCGAUGAACUGCUAUUUUUGUUUAGCUGUGAUCCAUUUCUUAUCUGUUCCAAGCUGGUUAUAACAGAAUUUUUAACAGGGGAAGAGUUUAGGAUUAAGUGCAAAUGUUACGGAGAAGAGUUUGUUAUAGGAAAGCAUCCACAGGGGACAGAAGUUAAGGCAAUAACUUAUUCAGCCAUGCAGAUUAUUAAUGAGCCGGAGAACAGGAGGUUCGAGUGUUUUGUGAUUAUUGAUAUUUAAAGGUUUGUUGACUAAAAUAUUUGUAAAUUAUGUUAAAGAUUAAAAAUUCAUUUAUAAGAAGAUUAAAUUGAUUCAGUUUAUUUGCCAAAA